This is a messenger RNA of Zychaea mexicana, 636 nucleotides long. RefSeq lists its product as uncharacterized. The transcript has 2 exons. The record is from RefSeq and is a predicted model, not a curated record. Lineage: Eukaryota; Fungi; Mucoromycota; Mucoromycetes; Mucorales; Lichtheimiaceae. The coding region runs from base 1 to 636 and encodes 211 amino acids.
AUGGGUAAAAAGAAAGCAGCUUCGCGAUCGCAAAAACAAGAACACCAAUACCAGAAGCCUGUACCACCCAGUGGCCCACUGAUUAAUCGUAUACCCUCACAAACUACCGGCGAUGAUGACAACAUACCCGAAGAUGAAAAGCUUCGCAUCUUGAGCCAGACGGGCUUGAUGCAACAAGUCAAAAAACGCGAAGCCGAAAUAGCAGCGGGACAAGCAGCAAGCCAGAUGAACACGUCAGUAUAUGUUUGGCAAGCUCUGUUCAUGAGCAUUCCAUUUGGGUUCUUGCUCGGUGCCUUUGAUGUCACUGUCAGAGUGCAAUACAGCGAACCUUGGAGCCAUCAAGAAUGGGCUAUACGCGCAUUGAAAUCAGUACCAGCUCUUUUCCCACUUAUCUAUUUGACGAAUCGACACAGACAAAAAAAGCUUGUCCAGUCCAUCAUGGCAGUUGGAUCGGCGUUGGUGGGAGCGUUUCUGUUGUAUACCCUUCGACGGACACCUUCGCUUGGUCAAAUGUCGAGAGCACCCGGGUUGGCCACGAUAUGGAUUUACUUUGUAGUUCAGUUGGAUCUGUUACCAGCUGUAGCGACUCUUGCACUAGUUGGGUUUUAUUGGUACUUUGGAUUAAAAACAGACUGA